Molecule: messenger RNA, 3357 nt
Organism: Boleophthalmus pectinirostris (great blue-spotted mudskipper)
Lineage: Eukaryota; Metazoa; Chordata; Actinopteri; Gobiiformes; Gobiidae
Gene: pcare1
Product: photoreceptor cilium actin regulator 1
Exons: 2
Coding region: 1-3357 (1118 amino acids)
Source: RefSeq, a predicted model, not a curated record
AUGGGCUGUGCACCUUCAAAAGGUAACAAUUUUGGGACUUUGGGUCCGUUGAGGAAAGGUCGAAUGCUGCCUCCUCCACCUUUACAGAAUCCCAGAGAAAGACUAACUGAAGAGGGAAGUAGCUGCAAUUUUCCAGGGUCAGCAGAAUGGGAUACAAAGGAAAGAAAGACCACUGGACAAAAUCAGGAUUGCCAAAAGGAUGUCCACUUCCUACCACAGAAGAGGUCUGUGCCUGACCUGACCCCUGAAGCAGUGAACAUGGAUAUAGUGAAGAUUCAAGGACUGGAAAAUGACACCGUGACCCAGAAGAAAGAGAAGACAGGAGAGAGGCCAGUUGGAGCUGACAAAAAGUUAAGUAAAAAGACGAAGAAAAACAGAAGUGCAAAGACAUUAAAAAAGAAAGAGACGGAAACAGACAAAUGCCACAGUGAGCAAAAAGUGGAUUUUCCAGAACCUUUGGUGAGAGCUCACCAAGGGGCAUAUGCCUUUUUAAAUCCAAGUAUAGUCAAAUACGACAGUUUAAUUGAAUUGUUGGAACAAGCUACACAAACUCAGGUCCUCGUGCAGCCUAUGGUGUCCUUUAUGGCCUUACGAUAUGAGGAAAUCAUUCAGGGAUUAGAAGAAAUGGCAGAAGAGGGUGAAAAAGUGUUCAAAGAAUAUGGGGAACAUUUGGCCUGGCCCAGCCAAAUGAAGAACCUCUCAUCUGCGAAGUGCACUGCUGAUGGGGAGUCCCCUCCAGACCUGCUGCAGCAGCUGCUUCAAUACACCACUCAGAGAAUGCGCAAUGUGAGCCACAGUGUGGGUCGGCUGGGGGACUCUGCCUUAGAAGAAGCAGUGGAGUACUUUGCGUCAGUCUCUGAGCUGUUAGAGGAGAAACUCAAAGCCAAACAUGUGGCUGAGACAAGGUUAAUGCACCUUUUGUGUCGCAUUGAAAUGGCCUCUGUGCGGAAGCCUGGGCCUGAGGACUCGGCUCUGUUUAGUGAGGACAGUGGUAUCGGAGGAGAGAGUGAAUCUACUGCUGGAUCUGAUAAGCAGCACAGGCCAGAAAGUUGUGGGUCCACUGGGACAAACAGGACAAUGUCUGCCAGUCCAAUGAGAUAUAACGCUUUUCCCAGGAGAUCUUCAAGACAAAUGUUUACAAAUCAGAUAAGUCCAAGUGUUUCUCUCACAUCACUUCACUCAUUAGGCUCUGCAUGCACUAUCCUGGCUAAUGAACAAAGAGACUCAAUACUAGGAUCGUUCUCUGGGGAGGAUGAUGAGGAUGAGGUAGAUGAAGAAAUUAAACACAAAUGUAGGUUUAGACCACGCUCUAUAUCUGUAGACAGUGACCAUAGUCGACGAAUACCUCCAAAGCGAAUAGAGAAUCCUCAAAAUAUGGAAAUGACACUUAAAAUGAAAAAUGCCAUCAGUGGUAGGAUACAGUUUUCCAAAUCAAAAAUAGGAGAGAGUCCAAAAAGGACUAAACAACAGUGGGCAGAUGAUAAAGAGCAAACUCCAAAAAGGCCUCAAACAGCUAAGGCAGUGGACAAAAAGAUCACGGUGACCAAAGCGCGCCGUUCUCAAUCAGCAGAGUCACUGAGGAGUAAAGGUGAGGAUCCCACCUUACUUGAAUUAGAAAGGACUCAAAAGGAUUUAAACCAAAAGCUUCAAAAAAUGUCCAAGAAUAAAGUAGUGACAAAUACUAAAACUCCUGCAGCUAAGCCAAAUCAAAGAACCCCCAUCUUACAAUCUCCAAAACGAGUAAGGAAAAAUACAUCUCUCGACAAGAAUGUGCAAGCUACUGGAAAUAAAGAAGACCCUGUGGAUCCCAACAAGAAGAAACAAGAAAAGAAAGAGGAUGAUGAUAAUAAACCUGUUGAGACAUCCACCAAUGACAUAACUAAUGACAUAAAACUGAGCACUCCUCCUACUCCUCCAUCAUCCCCCAGGCCUUCCUCGCGCCUUUGUCGUGGCCGAAACUCUGUGAAAAAACUAAUUGACACAUUCAGCCAAGGAGUAGAAGAGCGUGAAGGCCCUAGAGUCCUCGGGCCCCUUAGGGGAGUAAAAAAAUGUGGUGUCCCUGUCCUGCCUGGGCUGGGUAAUGUGGAGGCUGUCCUCAGCAGUGGCCUCACCAGCUGUAGACCUGAGACUGAAUCUGAGAAAAAUGACUUUUUUGACCUGGACAGUUUGCCUCCACCCCCAAUCGAGGUUUUAAUGGACAAGUCCUUUGAAAGUGCUAAAAGUCUGUCAACUGGACAUUCAGAAAAUGGAGUUACUAAAGUCAACAAAUCACCUUUGCCAAAAAGAGCCAUGGUAUCACAACGACUGAAGGCUUCGGUGCAGCCAGUGACUGUGCUGCCGAGCAAAGGAGGCAUGCAGUCAUCUUCUACUAAAGUUAACAGAGAUGAGACACCUGCUUUGUCAAAGCUCAGCCAACCAGAACCCCAGCAAAAAGAAAACAAUGCCCUAUGCCAACAGACCAGAAGGAUUAUUAAUAUUAGAAGCUCUCAUGCAGAGAAACCAGCCAGUUGCAUUCCGUCAGAAACUUGUAUGAGUGAAAAUACAACUGAAAAUACUGAAAUGAAAGAAUGCAACAUUGCAGCAGUGCCUGCACCUCAGACUACAGUGUUUGCUGUGCCUCCUUCAGCUUCAGUCAGAAAUUAUCCACCUUCCACCCCACCUGCAUCUAAGACCCGAAUGUUGCCCUCCACACCCACAACCUCAAGCGUCUUACACAGAAGACUCCCAAGUCCCAGCAACCUCAGAAGACAGCCUUCACCAACCUCCUCCAGUGGCUCCUCUACAGCCAGCACUCCCCCAAACUCAGCCAUUCAGAGGAGACUUCCUAGAACACCACUGUGCAAGCAAAACAUGUUAAACUACAACUCUUACCCUUUUAAAGCACCAUCACCCCCUGCCUCUCCUAAACUACAAAGAUGGUCAAGAGAGAACAGCAGGGAAGACUUGUCCCGCAAAAUGAACAAUCCCCGCUCAGUGUUCUGCCCUGCUUCUCCAUCCCUGUUUGAAGCUCCACCAUGUCCUGUCCCCAAACCACCUGAAGCAUGGACGUCUUCUAGGGUUUCUUUUCUCUCUCGUAUGUGGGGGGGUUCGGGUCGUUUCCCUGCCAGAGGAUCUCGACCACUCAUAAGAAGAACUCAGUCAGACAGAAGGCCAAGUUUAAAUCUGCCUCCUCAAUCUUCAUCUAUCUCUUAUGCAGAGACCUGUGGAAGUGAGCCCAUGAUAUAUUCACCAGGGUUGGAUGAUGAGUCUCUGGAAGAGCUGGAUUUAUGGGGGAGCCAAUCAGAGCUACGGGCCACACUGCGCUCUGCCUCCCACCCGGACCUGUGUGUUGUGGGACAGUCUUUGCACAUGGACUAA